This is a messenger RNA of Helianthus annuus (common sunflower), 1340 nucleotides long. Its product is annotated as glutathione S-transferase T3. Lineage: Eukaryota; Viridiplantae; Streptophyta; Magnoliopsida; Asterales; Asteraceae. The transcript has 2 exons. Bases 538 to 1281 code for a protein of 247 amino acids. The record is from RefSeq and is a predicted model, not a curated record.
AAAAAUUAUAGCGGGUGAACAAUGUCCCCCAAAAAAUACAGAUGAACAGUAACAUUUUCUCUGUCCUCCACUCACAACCACUUUUUAUACUCUUUAUAUUAUAAAAACUCCACACACAGAAUUUAAUGGUAUGGAUGUAAAUGCUCUUAGACCAUCCCUAGUGGGGCGUUUUUUGUAAAAAAAAAAAAAAAUUGCUCAAUCACGCCGGAUCACGCCCCCUGGGCGUUUUGGGGCGUUAUUCGAGAAAAAAGGCGCUUGUCGUUUUUUGAAACACGCCUAAUUUUUGCUUUGGGGGACGAGAAGACUGUUUGCAACGGUAACUUUCUUAAUUUUUUUUUAAAUCCAAUAUAAAACACUAUAAAAUACCCACUAGCUAUACACUUUUUUUAUAAAAAACUCAGACACCAUCAAAACUUUCUCUCUACUACUUCUACAAUUUAUAAAAAUAUGAACCCAUUCUGACCCCCAUUUGGUGUCCCCUCAAGACCCGGGAACCCGAACACAACCCAACCGCAACAAACCUUUAACCUUCAAGACAUGGACUCGAACAUGUUAUCGUAUGCGGCUUUCUUGAGUAGCGCAACUCCAUUCGUGCAACCCACUUUCGGCUUUUGCCAAGCCGGGGGCUCGCAACCAUCACAAAAACAACCCGAACCCGAUGUGGAUGUUGUGCCGGAGACGCAACCCGAACCGGAGCGAGAGACAUCGAAACGCGGCAAAAUGUCGCAUAAGAAGAAGGAACCGAACCAACCUCGACGUAAGCAUUCUUACGUUAGUUGGACGAAGGACGAGGAAUUCACGUUGGUUCGGGCGUGGGUCGAUGUUUCGGAGGACCCCAAUGUUGCAAACUUUCAAUCAGGCCCCGAAUUCUGGAAUAGGAUUCAUGCACUCUUUUAUAGCACGUGGGGUAAGGGCGAACAUCGUGACAAAGAUUCCAUUUCUAGCAAAUGGACCGACACCAACAAUAAGUGUCACUCCUUCCAAGAAGUUUACCAACGUAACUACGAUAAUCGCCCGACCGGAGAAGGUGACGUCGGGGUUUUAACGAAGGCUAUGGAAGAGUACAAGAGAAUUAAAGGCGUUUUCCCGUACUAUAAGUGUUGGGAACUACUACGAAAAAGUCCAAAGUGGGCAGGCGUAGUGUCCAUGACGUCGAGUAGUAGACGUCGAGCUAAAAGGUCAAAAACAUCAUCCUCCAUUGACUCUGAAACACCAACUUCCGAUGCCCGCAAUGUUGAUCUAAAUGUUGUUGUGGACGUUGACAAGCAAAUUGAAGAAUAGUUGGCCCGACCACCCGGUAGAAGAAAAGAUAAGCGAACCGGGAAAAAACUGGUGGAGUG